This is a messenger RNA of Brettanomyces bruxellensis, 2604 nucleotides long. RefSeq lists its product as uncharacterized. Bases 1 to 2604 code for a protein of 867 amino acids. The record is from RefSeq and is a predicted model, not a curated record. The transcript has a single exon. NCBI's taxonomy places the organism in Eukaryota, Fungi, Ascomycota, Pichiomycetes, Pichiales, Pichiaceae. Gene Ontology annotation, biological process: protein catabolic process in the vacuole; cellular response to glucose starvation.
AUGUCGAAAGAAGUGUUCAACGAAGGACCAACGACUUCUCAGCAUGUGGAGGCAGACGAUGAGGACUUCUUCAAAAAAACAACCUUCAAACUCAAGCGGACUCGGUCAAUGGGGCUCUUGGAUGACUUCAUAAGCCAAGCCCACGGUCUGGACGAUGGCGGCGAGGAGGCUGUGGCGACUCCGAGUGCCGCAAAUGCGAAAAAAAUCACGUCACGAGACUUUGUGUCGAGUGCAACGCUCCAAAGGCUCAAUCUCGGGGCAUCUGGCGGUGCAACCGAGGCAAAUUCACCAUACACGGCAGACGAGUUGGACCACGUGCCCAGUUUCUACCGGGAGGUGAUCCCAUCACACAAAAAGAGCCUUCAUGGAGCGGCUGAAACCGCAAAUGGGUCUGCACUCGUACCGAAACACGAGCAAAAGAGGCAGGAGCUUCGCAGCAAGCAGGAGGAGCGAAUACGGCAGCAUCACCUGGACCAGAUCACCAGUCACGUGCUCCACGACGACACCGACGUCGAGGACCGCCCAAAACAGCAUGUGGACUACUUGUCUCACAAAUGGCGGGCGGCAGACGAAGUUUUGAAGUGCUGGCGGUACGUCGUGAUGAAAAAGCACGAUUUUGCCGAUGCUGCACGUCUUGAAAAUGCCUCCUGGAGGACUUGGGCACAAACACGAAAUCACCUCAAGACCAUUUCACCCGAGGAGCUCAACUGGAGCAAAGAUGCAGACGUGACGUGGCUUUAUGGGCCUGCAUUUUGGGACGAGACGUCACGCAGCCGGCUGCAUUCUGCGUCUGGGUCGCGGGUCGACGUGCAUGCUGCUGCAGGUGGUGAUGACAUGCAUGUGAGUGGAGUUGUGGUAGGUGCGUCAUCUGCGGGGGCCGGGCGCGCACAGCACGGGGGCGCCGGCAAUUUCAGUGCAGCGGUCGCAAACAACAAUGGCACACCUCGUGCGCAAGGGGAAUCCGCAUCCGCAGCCGCCCGCGCACCCACGCCCGCAUCUCCGCAUCCCGCCGACCAGCAUCCAGAGCACCUCAAGUCCAUCUUGAAAAGACGUUCAAACGUCGAAAAUCUUAUCGGUGAUGGUUCCUACAGCCGGCUUCAGUCUCUUUUAGAGGAGCGCGAGCACAAGUUCAAGGGCAGUCCGGUUCUCGAGCCUGGGUCGGCGCAGCUGGCGGCAAAUCUGCCGAGUACGCCGUCACCGCUGGCGUUAGACGGUGCGCCGAGCGCCGGUGGGUCGGGUGCGCGUUUGCGCAGGUCGGCGGGCGCAAGGCUCCUCGCGGGCCCCCAGAAGUCGUCGCUCAAGAAGCACAAGCCAAACAAAAACCUGCUGGCAUCCCUGGCUAAAAAGCAGCAGAGGCACAUCCGCUUCAACUCGAAAGUGGAGCAAUGCAUUGCCGUCGACAGGCCUGCGGUUAGCGCAGAGUUCCAGAAUGAGGACCCAGACGUGUCUCUGGUGCCUGCAGACAGUCCCACCGACUUUCCUUAUACGGACGAAACAGAGCAGUCCUUCAAUGAGUAUUACGAUGGCGACGAUUCGUCGUCCUCCAGCAGCAGCGGGUACUCGUCGUCGUCGUCGGCGAUGGAGGACGAUCGACCCGUCGGCACGUCGGCAAACUACGAUGAUGAGAGUGACGGGUUUGUGUUCAAAGCUGCAUCUUCUAACUUGGAGCCAGACAAGGCCGGACAGAAGUUUGUGUCGAUUGCACCGCUUCCGGCCACCACAUUGAAGACAGACUCGGAUGACGAGAAUCUGGAGAAAAGAUCACUGUACACAGUUUCGCACAACACGCGGACAAACCGUGGAUACGAGUACUACUACGAUUACAACACGGUGUACAGCAACAGCUCGAACCCGAUAUAUCCGGUGGUUUCGGGCAGCAACGAUGACGUGCAGAUGGUGGACGUGCCGCCGGAAGUGCUUGGUCUUGGCGAAGAUGACGCACAGGUGCCUGCGCCGGUGGUACCUCAGGUGCAGCCGCAGCAGGCGCAACAAGCACAAUUAGCGCAAUUUGUACAUCCAGCGCAACCUUCCGGCGCAACGGUGCCAGCGCACAGGCGCGACAGCGCCUCCUCGCAGUCCUCGCGCGGCACCUUCGUCUUCGGCUCCGACUCUGACUACAACUCGGACUCUGACUCCGAAUCUGACUCCGACGCAAGCUACAGCUCCAGAUCCAGCUCCGCCAGCCUUUCGGGUUCCGCCUCCGGUUCCAGUCUCAACUUAAACACAAAUCUAGCCUCCCAGUCGCACAAUCAGUUGCAGUCACAUUUCCAGGCACAGCCACACUUCCAUUCUCCGAUCGGCCCCAGCCACAUGUCGCGGAAGUCCGCCUCUUCCUCCUCCCAACAUAGUAACGGCAGUUUUGUUUUCAACUCGGACUCAGAGGACGACUCGGAGGACGCGUCGAUCGACGCGGUCUCGAGUCCCAUGCAGACCGCUCCUUCCUUUGUGCCGAGCCUGCCCUCUUUUAGCGGUACCCGGACUCUGGCCGCCACCUCCAACGCCACCGCGGUUUCGUCCACUGCCCGUUACGGGAAAAAAAAGGACAGUUACGCGUCUCUCGCCUCUUUGGCGGCCAAUAACUCGAUCACCAGGGGCGACAAAUAG